This is a messenger RNA of Jaculus jaculus (lesser Egyptian jerboa), 2534 nucleotides long. RefSeq names its product Bardet-Biedl syndrome 2 (gene Bbs2). Gene Ontology annotation, molecular function: protein binding. The record is from RefSeq and is a predicted model, not a curated record. Gene Ontology annotation, biological process: non-motile cilium assembly. The transcript is spliced from 17 exons. NCBI's taxonomy places the organism in Eukaryota, Metazoa, Chordata, Mammalia, Rodentia, Dipodidae. Gene Ontology annotation, cellular component: membrane; neuron projection; ciliary basal body. The coding region runs from base 69 to 2234 and encodes 721 amino acids.
GCACCCCGGAGGCUCCCCUCUGACGCCGGCUUCGGGCGUCGGCCUGCCUCCCCUGAGCCGGCGCCAUCAUGCUGCUGCCCGUGUUCACCCUGAAACUGCGCCACAAAAUCAGCCCCCGCAUGGUGGCCGUAGGGCGCUACGACGGGAUUCACCCGUGCCUGGCGGCCGCCACCCAAACGGGCAAGGUUUUUAUUCAUAAUCCUCACACACGAAGCCAGGAUGUCAGUGCAUCAAGAGUCUUCCAGAGCCCUCUGGAGUCUGAUGUGUCUCUCCUGAACAUUAACCAGACAGUCAGCUGCUUGACUUCAGGAGUACUGAACCCUGAACUUGGCUAUGAUGUGCUUUUAGUGGGAACACAGACAAAUCUUUUAGCUUAUAAUGUCUACAAUAAUUCAGAUUUGUUCUACAGAGAGGUAGCAGAUGGUGCAAAUACCAUUGUGCUGGGGACAUUGGGCGACAUUGCCCCUCCUCUUGCAAUUAUUGGUGGAAACUGUGCCUUGCAGGGUUUUGAUCAUGAAGGGAAUGAUCUCUUUUGGACGGUUACUGGAGAUAAUGUUCAUUCUUUGGCCUUGUGUGACUUUGAUGGUGAUGGAAAGAAAGAGCUUCUUGUUGGAUCUGAGGAUUUCGACAUCCGAGUUUUUAAAGAAGAUGAGAUUGUGGCAGAAAUGACAGAAACAGAGGUAAUCACCUCUCUGUGUCCCAUGUACGGCAGUCGAUUUGGUUAUGCCCUUUCCAAUGGCACAGUUGGAGUUUAUGACAAAACAGCAAGAUACUGGAGAAUUAAAUCCAAAAAUCAUGCCAUGAGCAUUCAUGCUUUUGACCUAAACUCUGAUGGAGUGUGUGAACUGAUAACUGGGUGGUCUAAUGGGAAGGUUGAUGCUCGUAGUGAUCGAACUGGAGAGGUCAUCUUUAAAGACAACUUCAAUUCUGCAAUUGCUGGCGUGGUAGAGGGAGACUACCGGAUGGAUGGCCACGUACAGUUAAUCUGCUGCUCAGUGGAUGGGGAAAUUCGAGGCUAUCUCCCAGGCAUGGCUGAGAUGAAGGGGAAUCUCAUGGACACCAGCAUGGAGCAGGACCUGAUCCGGGAGCUGAGUCAGAAAAAGCAGAAUUUGUUGUUGGAACUUCGCAACUAUGAGGAAAACAUGAAGGCUGAACUGAGCAGUCCAUUGAAUGAGGGUGACGGGCAGAGGGGUGUAAUCCCAGCCAAUACCAGGCUCCACACUGCCCUCUCAGUCCACAUGGGGAAUGAGAAACAAGCUGCACAUGCGGAGUUACGCAUUUCCACUUCCAAUGACACCAUCAUCCGAGCAGUAUUAAUUUUUGCUGAGGGAAUUUUUGCGGGUGAAAGUCAUGUGGUCCACCCUAGCAUUCACAACCUUUCCAGCUCUAUCUGUGUCCCAAUUAUACCUCCCAAGGAUGUCCCUGUGGAUCUGCAUGUGAAAACCUUCGUGGGCUACAGAAGCAGUACCCAGUUCCAUGUAUUUGAAUUGACGAAACAGCUCCCCCGCUUCACCAUGUAUUUGAUAACCAGCCCAGACUCGGCCAGUGAGCCCCUCGGUUAUGUGAACUUUACCAUUGCAGAACGGGCACAGAGGAUGGUUAUGUGGGUCAACCAGAAUUUUCUGAUGUCAGAAGACAUUACCUUCCAGAAUGCUCCAUUUCAAGUGUGUUUCACAUCCUUACGGAAUGGUGGCCUGCUCUACAUAAAAAUAAAAUCAAGUGGCGAGAUCACAGUGAAUACUGAUGAUAUUGAUUUGGCUGGUGAUAUCAUCCAGUCGCUGGCAUCAUUUUUUGCUAUCGAAGACCUUCAGGUAGAAGCGGAUUUCCCCAUAUACUUUGAAGAAUUACGAAAGGUGCUGGCUAAGGUGGAUGAGUAUCAUACAGUGCAUCAAAAGCUUAGUGCUGACAUGGCUGAUAAUUCCAACCUGAUCCGCAGUUUGCUGGUCCGAGCUGAGGAUGCUCGUCUGAUGAGGGACAUGAAAACAAUGAAGAAUCGCUACAUGGAGCUCUAUGACCUUAACAAAGAUUUGCUGAAUGGAUAUAAGAUUCGCUGUAACAAUCACACAGAACUGUUAGGAAACCUUAAGGCAGUGAAUCAAGCAAUUCAAAGAGCAGGUCGUCUACGCGUUGGAAAGCCAAAGAACCAGGUCAUCAAUGCAUGUCGGGAUGCGAUUCGAAGCAACAACAUCAACACCCUGUUCCGAAUCAUGCGAGUGGGGACUGCAUCUUCGUAGGAGGCGCAGAAGUGUGGAACAAGGUUCUCCCAAGAUGGGGAAGCUGCUUUGUUUUGGAUCCUACAGUAAGACGGAAUGGUACAUCUGAAAACUAUGUAUUUCCUUUAAGUCACUAUAGUACUAUUGCUGAUAAUGUUGGACUUGUGUGAAUACCUUUAAAUUGUCAGGGUUUUAGAGCCCAACUUCUGUUUUUGUAUGUCAUUGUAUAGAAUAUGCCUUUUUCACUCCUUGAAAUUGUGAUAUAUUUUAAAAUUUUGAAAUGGAAUAUUUACUUUUUCAUUAAAAGUAAAGGAGAAUGUU